Molecule: messenger RNA, 1665 nt
Organism: Haliotis rubra (blacklip abalone)
Lineage: Eukaryota; Metazoa; Mollusca; Gastropoda; Lepetellida; Haliotidae
Product: alpha-(1,3)-fucosyltransferase C-like
Exons: 2
Coding region: 622-1563 (313 amino acids)
Cellular component (GO): membrane
Molecular function (GO): alpha-(1->3)-fucosyltransferase activity
Source: RefSeq, a predicted model, not a curated record
GAUAGAAUUAAUUAACAUGGGGCUGGGUGAGCGGGUUUAACCAGAUAGAUAUGGGUGGAAGAGAAAAUGUCUGUGAACCUCGACAAAGGCUACACAAGCUCUCACCCCACCGGGUAUUCACUUAACAUAAUAGGCAGGGGCCCGAUCGUCCUGUUUGUGUCGCUACCUUUGUACCCACGCUGAGACCCCUCACGAAUGGCGUUUAAUGAAUCAUUCACGGAUUACUUGAGAAUUUACUAGAGGAGGAACGUAAAGGUUCAGACGAUGCACCGACAGCAGAAUAUCAGUUUGGUAUUUUGUGGCAUAGGGUUAUGCAUAACGUUUCUUCUGUACAACAGUGUGUCAUGGCAAGACCCCGUUUGGCUGAUGCCGCUUCCAAAUGUCGCAAUGAAUUACUCACUCGCCAGUCUAUCGGACGCAGACCUCGCAUAGCUCAGGGCACACGAUGACAUCAACGAUACUUCCGACCCAUACUACAAAUUAGCUGUCAGUGCCUCCAAGAAAUUUCCAUAUUUCUAUAAACCAAUUUCAUUUCAUUCCACCGAACAGUUCAGACAGAGAGUUUCCUACAACGUGAAUUUCGAAAACGGAUUCCAGACAUCACAUGGAAACCAAUCAAAGAUGAUAUUGUUUUAUAACACACCAGAAUGGUUCAGCCACUUCAAGGAUGUUUGUCCACAAGGUUUACAGAAGUGUCCACAGAGAGGCUGCGAAUGUUCAUAUGAUCCCACUCAGAUCAGAAGAGCAGAUGCUGUGCUCAUCAAUGUAGUGCAACUUUCUGACACCAUUCCACCUGCCAAACAAGCCAAUCAAGUGUGGAUCAUGUUUGGAUUAGAGUGUCCAUACUAUUAUGAAAGUAAAGUCCACUACUCCCAGCAGUGGCGCCGUGUGUUUAACUGGACAAUGACCUAUCGGCUUGACUCGGACAUUGCCUUGCCUUACAAUGUUCUUUUGCGCACGGCGACACACAAAUCAGCUAAUUUUACCAAACUUGCUUUGAAAAAAACUAAAUCCGUUCUUUGGUUUGCCAGCAACUGCGAGACGCCCUCAAGACGCGAAGACUACGUCGCCGAAUUACGCAAGCAUAUACCAACAGAUGUGUAUGGAAACUGUGGCUCCCCAAUGUGCAGUUAUGGAGGAGACUGCCAGAGUUCACUUUUCGGUGAAUACAGGUUCUACUUAGCGUUUGAAAAUACUCUGUGCAUUGACUACAUCUCUGAAAAGUUAUAUAAAAUCUACUCUGAAAACAUUGUUCCAAUUGUUCGGGGAGGGGCAGAUUAUAAUUCCCUGCUCCCAAAAGGAACGUACAUUAAUGCAGCAGACUUUUCUAGUCCAAAAGAACUGGCAACCUAUCUUAAGUAUCUGGAAACAAACGUGACAGCCUAUGCUGAGAUUCUGGAAAACAAAUCCGGGUAUAGACAUUCAGAUGUAGAAACAACCUAUGAAUCUGCCUUCUGUGAUAUAUGUUUGAAGCUUCAUAAUUUGGAUAAAUAUCACCAAUACUAUUAUGAUAGUGCCCGUUGGAUACACGAAGACACAUGUCACAAUCCCAAAGACGUUUGAAAAGCUUUCAAAAUUGUAAAAUGUAUAUUCUAUUGAAGUGUGUUGUAAUUCUACUGAUGGUUAUAUUGUAAUACGUGGUGUACAAAAGGACAUUUUGAUGCA